Castor canadensis (American beaver) is the source of this 752-nucleotide messenger RNA. The record is from RefSeq and is a predicted model, not a curated record. NCBI's taxonomy places the organism in Eukaryota, Metazoa, Chordata, Mammalia, Rodentia, Castoridae.
GUUCACCUGAAUUGAGACAGGUAGAGUUGGGAAAAGGGAAGAGCGAAACUGGGCGCCCCUGUGGGCGGUGCUCCGCGUACUGGGGGCUGAGCAGCGGGUCAACACGGAGAAGCGCGACUCCCUCCUCCCUUGGCAGGCGCGGGAGGGGUGGGGCGUGGCCGGGAGAGGCGGGGCCACGCCCCCUCCCAGCUCGGCCGCCCCAAUGGGAUUCGGCGCCGCGUUCGACCGCGGAGGAGGCUGUCCGGGCUGGGCAGCGGCGGCGCACGGCCCGUCUAGGGGUGGCCGAGCCUGCCAAGCUGGCGCCCGGCGGGGCCAUGGUGCCUGGCGGCCGCGGCGAGCCAGCCGGGACUUCCGGGCCGCACCUCCUGGCCCUGCUGCUCGCGGUCUGCGUCCCGCUCCGGCUGCUGGCGGAGGAGCUGGGUGAUGGCUGUGGGCACAUAGUGACCUAUCAGGAUAGUGGCACAAUGACAUCCAAGAAUUAUCCAGGGACUUACCCCAAUUACACUAUUUGUGAAAAGACUAUCACAGUCCCAAAGGGGAAGAGACUGAUUCUGAAGUUGGGGAUUUGAAUAUUGAAUCCCAGACCUGUACUUCUGACUAUCUUCUCUUCACCAGCUCUUCAGAUAAGUAUGGUAAGAAAAUUGUGUGUUUCUGUGAGCAUGAAAACAUUUGAGAUAUGAGGACAAGGGAGAGUGGUAUGCUAAUUAACUAUAGCCUAGGAAGAUUGGCAGAGAAACUUGCUUUGUGUAAAU